GCGGGCGCUGCCGGAAGCUGGGCGGGGCGCCCGCCGGGAUGCGGUGAAGGGCAGGCGGCGCGGCGGCGGCGAUGAGUGCCUCUGCGGCCACCGGGGUGUUCGUGCUGUCCCUCUCGGCCAUCCCGGUCACCUACGUCUUCAACCACCUGGCGGCCCAGCACGAUUCCUGGACAAUUGUGGGGGUUGCUGCCCUCAUCCUGCUCCUGGUCGUCCUGUUGGCUCGUGUCCUCGUCAAAAGAAAACCGCCCCGGGACCCACUGUUCUAUGGUUUGUGGAGAUAUAAUAGACAUAUAACAUGGUUGUACGCGGUUUUUGGAUUUACCAGUGUGGUGAACCUCAUCAUAGCACUGGAACAGGACGGAAUCAUCGACGGGUUCAUGACACACUACCUGAGAGAGGGUGAACCGUAUCUGAACACUGCAUAUGGGCACAUGAUCUGCUACUGGGAUGGCUCUGCUCACUACCUGAUGUAUCUGGUGAUGGUGGCAGCCAUAGCAUGGGAGGAAAGUUACAGAACCAUUGGCUUAUAUUGGGUUGGAUCUAUUAUUAUGAGCAUUGUUGUUUUUGUGCCUGGAAACAUUGUAGGAAAGUACGGAACACGCGUUUGCCCUGCUCUUUUCUUAAGCAUACCAUAUACUUGUCUUCCUGUCUGGGCUGGUUUCAGAAUCUAUAAUCAGCCAUCAGAAAAUUAUAAUUAUCCUUCAAAGGUUGUACAAGAAGUCCAAGCGAAGGACCUGCUGAGAAGACCGUUUGAUUUAAUGUUGGUUGUGUGUCUCCUCCUGGCAACUGGUUUUUGCCUGUUUAGAGGCUUGAUUGCUUUGGAUUGCCCAGCUGAGCUCUGCCGACUUUAUAUACAAUUUCAAGAGCCCUACCUAAAGGAUCCUGCUGCUUAUCCUAAAAUCCAGAUGCUGGCGUAUCUGUUCUAUUCUGUCCCUUACUUUGUGAUUGCACUGUAUGGCUUAGUGGUUCCCGGAUGCUCCUGGAUGCCUGACAUAACCCUGAUACAUGCUGGAGGUCUAGCUCAGGCUCAGUUUUCUCACAUCGGUGCUUCUCUUCAUGCUAGAACUGCUUAUGUCUACAGAGUCCCCGAAGAAGCGAAAAUCCUUUUUUUAGCAUUAAACAUAGCAUAUGGAGUUCUUCCUCAGCUCUUGGCCUAUCGCUGUAUCUACAAACCAGAGUUCUUCAUAAAAACAAAGGCAGAUGAAAAAGUUGAAUAAAAACAUUAUUUCAUGUUC
Diceros bicornis minor is the source of this 1235-nucleotide messenger RNA. RefSeq names its product transmembrane 6 superfamily member 1 (gene TM6SF1). The record is from RefSeq and is a predicted model, not a curated record. Lineage: Eukaryota; Metazoa; Chordata; Mammalia; Perissodactyla; Rhinocerotidae. The coding region runs from base 72 to 1217 and encodes 381 amino acids. Gene Ontology annotation, cellular component: lysosomal membrane. The transcript is spliced from 11 exons.